AUGCCUACCUAUCCUAUCCGUCGCCGGCCGCGCGAGUGUAAAACUUGCCUACCCUGCCGUGCCAGCAAGGUCCGCUGCGAUCGCAAUGUUCCAUGCGGCAACUGCGUCAAGCGCAACUUCACCUGCUCCUACGGUCGUCCUCCACCCACCGCUCCCAGACCGGCCUCCUUCAUUCCCGAUCAGUAUGCCUCGUCCGCUACGACUCCCGCCACCAAUACGCCUCAGUACAUGCCUUCCGCGGCUUAUCAGCCUGCCGCCCAUCGCGAUGGCCUCUACGGUGCCGAUCCCGAAUCAGCCAGCUCUGCCAACCAGGAUGGUCUAUCGGAGAUGGUAACGCUGUCGCAAGAGGAAUGGGACGAGAUCAAUUCCAAGAUGCAGACAAUGGAACAGAUCCUGACCAGUUUGGGCUCUUUGUUUCAGGCGCACGGCGCGCGGAAAGUCGCCCACUCCCGAUCGGAACCGUCGCAGGAGCAGGAGGAGGAAGACGAGUCGCCUGCCUCUGAGGGCAUCUAUGGAUCAACUACGCUGAGAACAAAUUCAGUUCACAUCGGAUCGAGGUCUGCUCUGGUGGACAUUCUAGACAAAUCGAAGGUUUCCGAGGACACGGCGCAGGCGCUACCCAAAGAUGACCUUCUUACCGAGUUGGCGAUGGGGAACGAGUCGGCCGCCUAUCCUUUCGUGGACCUUUGGUCGUCCGAUCCGUAUACGUUCAAUAUCUCUGGCGUGUGCAGUGUGCUGCCCGACGAUGAGCAAUGCCGAAAAUUUCUAGCUUUCUAUCGGAAUAUUGGUGCGGUGCUGUAUCCCGUGCUGCCCGAUCUCGUCAAGUUUGAAGCGGACAUGAACAAACUGUUGCAGGGCCGACAGGCUGCGGGUGGCGUAUAUAGUCCGGAUGCUAAUGGCCUAGUGAAGCCGUUUGGCAUGAGUGUCUCUUUUCUUAGCCUUCUAUUUGCUGUUUUAGCGUCUGGCUCUCAACUAUCUGAUCUGCCUGGGAAAGAACGCGAGUUGACCUCGUGGGUAUACGGUUGGUCGACACCCCCACACUAG
Messenger RNA from Aspergillus luchuensis, 1044 nucleotides. RefSeq names its product Zn(II)2Cys6 transcription factor domain-containing protein. The transcript has a single exon. The record is from RefSeq and is a predicted model, not a curated record. Gene Ontology annotation, molecular function: carboxy-lyase activity; DNA-binding transcription factor activity, RNA polymerase II-specific; zinc ion binding. Bases 1 to 1044 code for a protein of 347 amino acids. Gene Ontology annotation, biological process: regulation of DNA-templated transcription. NCBI's taxonomy places the organism in Eukaryota, Fungi, Ascomycota, Eurotiomycetes, Eurotiales, Aspergillaceae.